CCGGUCGCUGGUAAAAUGACGUGCAGAACGUGUUCGCCAUAAUGAUAAUAAACCCUCAACACAAGGCUGCAAAAAAGCAAUUUAAGCUGAGGCUGUGAGUCAGUGAUCGAUGCAUUGAUAAGCAGUUAUCGGCUAUUUAAGUCUGGACUACUACAAGUGGAUGCGAGUCGUUGUGAAAUUGAGAAAAACGAGCAAGAACUGAGCGGAACAACAAGGCUGUGCUAUGGCAUCGGCAUCUGCCAGUGUGGACUCCAAGGCAGAGCUGACUUCUCUACUUGAACAAUGGGAGAGAGAGCAACAGGGCAGCACGCAGGAUCUGGUCAACAUCCUCACCAAAAUCUCAGAGCUUGUUGAGAAGGAGACAGAGGAGUACCACAAAGCAGAUCCUGACCCUUUUGAUGACCGACAUCCUGGGAGAGCUGAUCCAGAAUGCAUGUUAGGGCACCUCCUCAAGAUCCUGUUCAAGAAUGAUGACUUUAUGAACGCACUUGUGAACAGCUACGUGAUGACCAGCAGAGAAUUUUCCCUUAAUGCUGCAGCUUGUCGCCUGCUUCAAAACAUCAUGCCUGGAUUGGAGACAGCUGUGGUCUUUCAAGAAAAAGAGGGCAUAGUUGAAAGACUCUUUAAGUGGGCCCAGGAGGCCGAGCAGCCCCUCAGAAUCUAUGCCACAGGCUUGCUGGCAGGUGCCAUGGAGAAUCAAGACAUUGCAGCGAACUACAGAGAGGAGAACUCUGUUUUGGUGCCUUUGAUGCUGCAUCGGUUGCGGGAGCUUCAGAAUAAAGAUGCAGAGAACAAAAGGGAUAUCAAGCGGCCCAGCCCCAGGAAGACACUGGGCGAGCCUUUGUUUCCUCUGGAUGAGGAGACAGUUGACGGAGGCUUUGAAGAGAAGCCAUUCACACCAGGGAAAAAUGGAGCCGAAAAGGAGGGGACGGGACAGCCGGACGAUGGUGAAAUUUCUUUCUCAACUAUGGAGCCUGAAAACGAGCUUUCGUUCCGUCUUAACUCCCCUCACAAGACCAGCAGCCGUGCCAACUCGGCUGUGAAAACCAUGAUGAAACCCAUGUCUGCUCCGGGAUCUUUGGCAAACCAAGGCAUGUCUGAUGGCAGCAGUUACCUAAAAAGAAGAGCAGAGAGGGAAAGUGGCAGGACCUCAAAACAGAAGCUAAAUUUCUCUUUGCCAGAGCCAGAGAGGAACUUCAGUGAGCUUUCCAAUAGCAGCUGGUCUGAGAUGAGCCCCUGGGUGAUUGGUAACAACUAUCAUCUGUACCCUUUGACCCCAGAGAUUGAGCAGAGGCUAAUCCUGCAGUAUCUCACACCUCUGGGGGAAUAUCAGGAGCUGCUGGCAGUGUUCAUGCAGAAGGGAGCUCGGGAGUUGCUGAUGCAUUACAUGGAUUUAAAACAGACCAAUGAUGUGCAGCUCACCUUCGAGGCUCUGAAGUAUCUGGCUUCGCUGCUGUUGCACAAGAAGUUUGCUGCAGAGUUUGUUGCUCAUGGAGGAGUUCAGAAGUUGCUGGAAAUCCCCAGGCCUUCAAUGGCAGCUACUGGAGUGUCACUGUGCCUCUACUACCUUGCCUAUAACCAGGAUGCCAUGGAAAGGGUGUGCAUGUUGCCUCACUCCAUCCUGUCAGAUGUAGUCGGCUACACGCUGUGGCUGCUGGAAUGUUCACAUGCGUCCGGCUGUUGCCACGCCACCAUGUUCUUCUCCAUCUCCUUUUCCUUCCGUGCAGUCUUGGAUCUUUUCGACAGGCAAGACGGCCUCCGACGUCUCGUCAAUCUGAUUAGCACACUGGAGAUCCUGAAUCCCGAAGAUCAGGGAGCGCUGCUGAGUGAUGAUGAGAUUUUCUCCAGUAGGCAGACAGCCAAGCACACCUGCAUGGCGCUACGCAGGUACUUUGAGGCCCAUCUGGCAAUCAAGGUGGAGCAGGUGAAGCAAUCCCUUCAGCGCACAGAGGGCGGUGCCCCCAUUCACUCACAACCGUACUACAAGGCUGUCAGCUAUAGCCGUGAGCAGGUUGUGGAAAUGAUGGAGUUUCUGAUCGAGCACGGUCCACCGCGACUCUAUUGGGAACCAGCAGAGGUCUUUCACAAGCUGUCAUGUGUUCAGCUCCUCCUGCAGCUUAUAUCCAUUGCCUGUGACUGGAGGACCUACUAUGGCAGGAGUGACACUGUGCGCUAUGCCCUUGACAUCCUGAGUAUCCUCACAGUUGUUCCAAAGACCCAGCUGCUGUUAUCCGAGGCUGUUGCUGUGCUUGAUGAGGGAGGAUCCACCGUUUCCACUGUUGGGAUGAGUAUAGUUCUGGCAGUCGCGGAAGGAGAGGUAUUUGUGAAUGAUGCAGAAAUUCAGAAGUCAGCACUGCAGGUUGUCAUCAACUGCGUUUGCGCUCCAGAUAAACGCAUGUCCAGCAUUGGCAAGUUCAUUGCAGGAACCCCCCGUCGUCGCCUUCCACAGCAGACCAAAGCAAACGAAAGUGUGCUCACUAAGAUGUGGAAUGUAGUGCAGUCGAACAAUGGCAUCAAGGUUCUGCUAUCCCUGCUGACAGUGAAGAUGCCCAUUACAGAUGCAGAUCAGAUCCGAGCUCUGGCCUGUAAAGCUCUGGUGGGUCUGUCUCGCUCCAGCUCUGUCAGACAAAUCAUCAGCAAGCUGCCGUUGUUCAGCAGUGGACACAUCCAGCAGCUCAUGAAGGAGCCUGUGCUCCAGGACAAACGCAGUGAACAUGUGAAGUUCUGCAAGUUUGCUGCUGAGCUCAUCGAAAGAAUCUCUGGGAAACCGUUGCUGAUUGGUACAGAUGUGUCUCUGGCAUGGUUGCAAAGGGCCAGUGUGGUUGCUCAGUCCAGGAUCACCUUCCCUGAAAAAGAGCUGUUGCUGCUUAUUAGGAACCAUCUUGUGGCCAAAGGCCUGCAUGAUACUGCCACCACACUCACCAAGGAGGCAGAUCUCCCGAUGGCAUGUUUGUCUCACUCUUCGCAUUCUUCUUCUACCUACCCACCUGUUGCCCCUCCCCCUCCUGCCUCUCCUGUUGCUACUCUGCCUCGCACACCUCGGCUGGCCAACGGUGUUGGAUCAAGACUUGGAAGCCACGCCUCUCACUCAUCCACUCCAGGAUCCAGCCACCCUCAGACACGUCCAUCAACAUCACAGCCCAGUGGGAUGCCUGCUCCUGCUUCUCCUGCUUUCCCAUCAACAUCUGUCUCUCACUGUAACAGCGGCUCGCCACUUAUUGGGCGAAUUGUUUUCUCACGUGAGCGGCAAACAGGGUGCAGUACAGUAAGUUGUAAAAGACCUCGGGUGCUGCGGCAGAAGUCUGACCAUGGGGCCUUCAGCCAGAGCCCAGCUAUGAAGAAACAGUUUGACAGGCAUCUGCCGUCUCCCCCUGCAUUAGACAGCAUUAUUACAGAGUACCUGAGGGAACAGCAUGCACGCUGUAAAAACCCUGUCGCAACCUGUCCACCGUUUUCCCUGUUCACCCCCCAUCAGUGCCCUGAGCCCAAACAGAGACGCCAAGCACCCACCAACUUCACAUCCCGACACACGCGGAGAGUCAUAUAUCCAAAAUAUGGCGGUGUAGAUGGAGGAUGCUUUGACAGGCAUCUUAUCUUUAGCAGGUUUCGGCCCAUCUCUGUGUUCAGGGAGGCAGACGAGGAUGAAAGUGGAUUCAUGUGUUGUGCCUUUUCAGCCCGUGAGCGUUUCCUGAUGCUCGGAACGUGUACAGGGCAGCUCAAACUCUACAACGUGUUUACAGGCCAGGAGGAGGCCAGCUACAGCUGUCACACUUCAGCUAUCACUCACCUGGAGCCAUCACGGGAUGGUUCUCUGCUCUUAACGUCGGCCUCUUGGAGUUACCCGUUGUCUGCACUGUGGGGCAUGAAAUCGGUGUUCAUCAUGAAGCAUUCGUUUCUGGGCGACCAUUAUGUGGAGUUCAGCAAGCUUUCACAAGAUCAUGUCAUCGGGACAAAAGAGCACGUAGCACGUAUAUAUGAUAUCCAAACGGGUCAGGUUACUCUGACUCUAAACAACCCAGACCUGGCUAACAACUACAAGAGAAACUGCGCCACCUUCAACCCAACAGACGACCUGGUACUGAAUGACGGCGUGCUGUGGGAUGUGCGCACAGCUCAGGCCAUCCACAAGUUUGACAAGUUCAACAUGAACAUCAGCGGAGUGUUUCAUCCAAACGGCCUUGAGGUCAUCAUCAACACAGAAAUUUGGGAUCUGCGCACUUUCCACCUCCUCCACACGGUUCCCGCUCUGGACCAGUGCAGAAUAGUCUUCAACAACAGCGGCACUGUCAUCUAUGGAGCAAUGCUGCAAGCUGAUGAUGAAGAUGACAUGAUGGAAAUGCAGAUGAAAAGUCCAUUUGGUUCAUCAUUCCGGACUUUCAAUGCCACAGACUAUAAACCCAUUGCCACUAUUGAUGUAAAGAGGAAUAUAUUCGACCUUUGCACAGAUACAAAAGACUGCUAUCUAGCUGUAAUUGAGAACCAAGAGUCAGUCAACACUGACACAGUGUGCAGACUGUAUGAAGUUGGUCGGCAGAGACUAGCAGAGGAAGAGGAGGAAGACGAGGAGGAUCAGGAGGAUGACGAUCAGGAGGAAGAUGAUGACGACGAUGAUGAUUCAGACGACGAUGUCGAUACGGAUCCCCUCAUCGCCGAGCUGGAGAAUGAAAACGGCGGAGAGGAUGAAGAUGACGAAGAGGAGGAGGAUGGUAACGACGAAUUCUCUCCUUCUGAUGAAGAAGUAGCGCGUCUCCUCGAAGAGGAUGUUGAUGCUGCAGAUGACGACGACGAUGAUGACGAUGAUGAUGAGGAUGACGAUGAUAAUGACGAUGAUGACUCUGAUAAUGAUGAUGUCGAUCUGGAUGGCGAUAAUGACAGCUCUGACAACUCUGACCUUGAGGAUGACAUCAUCUUGUCCCUGAACGAAUGAGGAGCCAUCGGCAUCGGGGAUAAAGGAAGCAGAUGACCCGUCCACUUCUGCCCCGUGGACGUUUGAGCGGACACGAAAAGUGGACGAAUGGUGCAUAAUGUGGGUGAUAACUUGGAGCCCUGCCUGUUUGAAACGGCAGGUGUCUGCACACUUUGACAAGACUGAGGAGGAACGAGCUCACAGAGAUCGAGCGGGAAAAUCCAUGCGCACAACUUGGUUUAACGUUGGGCAUAAAUGAUUGUAUAUGAUAUAGUUUUAUUUAAAUAAGCUUGUAAAAUUAAAAAAAAAAUGGCUGGUGUGAAAAUAGGUUAAAAGAGAAGUUUUAUAUUUUAUCACAUUAAUGGUUCUUUAAAUGAGCCUUUUUCAUUUGAUAUUGACUGAUUUUCUAAGCCUCUGUUUGGUCACAGAUUAGUCUUUGUAGGAGAUGCAGCUUACUUUGCAAGGCUCUGGGUCUGCAUUUGUGUAGCUAAGGAUACAAGGCUCUCUCAAGCUUGUACUUAGCCAAGCCACCUGGAGUAAUCACCAAAAGUACUGGAGUAUUGAAUUGGGCAGCUAUUCUGAUGCACAAACAUGUUGCCACUGGUUCAGAAAGCAUUCAAAUACCACUUCAGGAUUUACUUUCACCAUACUCUGACCAAAAAAUCUACACACAGCAGUGCUAUUAGUGAAUGUUGCCUCUUGAUUUCAAUAUGUAAAUAGAGAAAAUUAAAUCAGCUUGGUGCUCUAACUAGUGUGGACACUGUACACCUGCUUGCUGUCAGCAUGACAGACAUUAAAGAGGCCUCUACAGCUUUCCACCAUUACACCCCUUCACCGGGUCCACACAAGUAUUUGGAUUCUGUGGGUGCUUCUUAAGAUAACAGGGUUUUGUUUUGUUUCAUGCUGGUGGUAACAUCACAGGUCCAAUCAUUCAUUGUCAUUAAAUGCCAUUUAUUGCAGUGACUUUGGCUCAUUAAAGGAUGGACAUCUGGCUAAUUCCUGGAACGUUCAGCAAAAAAAAAUUCAAAUUUGUCUUUUCUCUGAGAGAAAAACAGAAUCUAUUACAGCCUUGUGAAAACUGAUGCCAAGCACAUGCACACUUUCAGUGCAGUGCAGACAUUUCAUGAUUUUUGUUUUUUGCCUUGUAAUUAUUAAUUUGUACCUGUUUUCGUUUUCUUGAAAGUUUAUGUACAACUUGUAUGUAUCUAAAGUAUUUUUACUAUAAAUAAAAAAAUGAGGAAAAAAAAAUUGUUUCUUUAAUAAA
Messenger RNA from Oreochromis aureus, 6170 nucleotides. RefSeq names its product DDB1- and CUL4-associated factor 1. Bases 224 to 4927 code for a protein of 1567 amino acids. Gene Ontology annotation, biological process: protein ubiquitination. The record is from RefSeq and is a predicted model, not a curated record. NCBI's taxonomy places the organism in Eukaryota, Metazoa, Chordata, Actinopteri, Cichliformes, Cichlidae. Gene Ontology annotation, cellular component: Cul4-RING E3 ubiquitin ligase complex; nucleus. The transcript has 25 exons. Gene Ontology annotation, molecular function: histone H2AT120 kinase activity; nuclear estrogen receptor binding.